AUGAGUCCAAUCGCCGUUACCCGUAAGGAAGUAGAACAACACAUCAAAGCGACACCAGUUAAUGAUGUCCUUUUAACCACCUACCCAGAAGAUUCCUCUCCUAUCCCAUUGAACUGGGGUGCUGCUGAUUGUCAAGAAAGGGGUCCUGUGGUUCCAUCAAGAAAUAAAAGUGGUAUCUCUAAACACAAUUGCAUCGGUGCUCAUGCUGGUCCAUACUGCAUCUAUAAUGCUUUGGCCAUUGGUUCAAACCAGUUAAAACGCGACCAUAUUCCAGACUAUACCAACGCGCAACCUGUGUUUACAAUCCCAGAACAGCCAUCAUGGUUUAACAACCGUGAUAUUGUAUCGAUGGAUCCUUUUGGUCACUUAACACCUUAUUUGUUUGAUGAUGUUGCUAAGUCUGCAAACGUGGAUAUCAGACCAACUAUUGCCAUCACCAAGGCAACCAUGCAAUUGCUUGAGUUGAAAGAGGCCGUUGAUAAAGGCGAAUUGAAAAUCGACGGUAAUAUCAUUGUCAACUCUAACGGUGACCUAAGUGUUUCGAAGAUUGCCGUUGAACCUGUUUGGUAUUUACCAGGGGUCGCUGAAAGAUUUGGAAUCACUGAAGAAGAGUUAAGAAAAUGUUUAUUUGAGGAUACAAAUGGUAUGUACCCAGAAUUGAUCACUAGACCCGAUAUCAAAACUUACAUGCCUCCAAUUGGUGGAUUGACAGUGUAUAUUUUCGGUAAUCCGCAAAACAUUUCCAAUCCAGAAAAGAAAAUCGCUUUGAGAGUUCACGAUGAAUGUAACGGUUCCGACGUCUUCGGUUCUGAUAUUUGUACUUGCCGUCCAUACUUGAUGUUUGGUAUUAUUGAAGCAGUAAAGGAGGCCCAGAAUGGAGGAACUGGUCUUGUUAUUUACUUCCGUAAAGAAGGGCGUGCACUUGGUGAAGUUACCAAAUAUUUAGUAUACAAUGCUCGUAAGAGAGGCGGUGAUACCGCUGACGAGUAUUUCCACAGAACAGAAUGUAUCGCUGGUGUGAGGGAUAUGAGAUUUCAACAAUUAAUGCCAGACGUCCUUAAAUGGUUAGGUAUUUCCAAGAUCGAUAAGAUGUUGUCCAUGUCAAACAUGAAAUAUGAUGCAAUCGUUGAUCAGGGAAUUGAAAUCGUCGAAAGAAUUCCGAUUCCAGAUGAAAUGAUUCCUCCAGAUUCCAGAGUUGAAAUCGAUGCUAAAAUCAACUCAGGUUAUUUCUCAUCAGAAAAAGCACCAACUAAAGAGGAAUUACAAUCAGUCCAUGGGAGAUUAUGGAACGAUGUGUGA
This is a messenger RNA of Kluyveromyces lactis, 1299 nucleotides long. RefSeq lists its product as uncharacterized. Gene Ontology annotation, molecular function: GTP cyclohydrolase II activity. The record is from RefSeq and is a predicted model, not a curated record. Lineage: Eukaryota; Fungi; Ascomycota; Saccharomycetes; Saccharomycetales; Saccharomycetaceae. Bases 1 to 1299 code for a protein of 432 amino acids. The transcript has a single exon. Gene Ontology annotation, biological process: riboflavin biosynthetic process.